AUUGUGAAUUUCAGUUAAGACAGUGACUCUGAGGAGCUAUCUCCAUUCGAAUGUAACCAGACACGUAAGAAAUCCGCGAUUAAGAUUGGACUUGGAACAUGAAGGGCUCUCAUUUACCAGAAAACGUGGUCAAAAGCUUAUCCAACAAGUUCGAAUCUUGAAAGGUUCCAUCCUCUGUAACAUGUCUGGUUCUGGAAAAUUCUGGAAAACGAAAGGAUGUUCCGAUUCAGUACUCAUCUCUCACGACCCCACCCACCCAUGAUGAUGUCGUGUUUUCCAGAAUUCUCCAAACCUCCUUCUUCAAACUUAUAUUCUAUAUAUUUCACAGAAACCCUACCUUCUCCACAUUCACACGCUACACUCCCACCACUUCAUCAAAUUAACAACCUUAAUUUUUCUCAAUACACAGAACACAACACUCUUCACAAAUGGCACACGCUUUGUCUUCUAAUCUGACUCUUAACGUUCCCACAUCGAGGUAUCUUCUUCACUCCAGACCAACCCAGUUGAAGCCAGUGAAGUUCAUGGUGAUGGGGGACGCAAGAGAAAAGCUUGACCACAUCCCAAAACCCAACAAGAACCACCACCACCAUCCUCUUCCCAAAAAGAAAGUUUCCCCUACUGCACCCAUAGCAGGGUUGUGGGACAGGUUUCCGACGGCGAGGACAAUGCAAGAGAUGAUGGAGACGAUGGAGAGGAUGGUGGAGGACCCUUUUGCAUUCAGCACACUUGAGUGGCCAUCGUCACCGUUACCGAGUGAGGGUGUGGGAGGGUACAGAAGAAGAGGAAGGGCACCAUGGGAAGUGAAAGAGGGAGAGAGUGAGUACAAGAUGAGGUUGGACAUGCCCGGGAUGAAGAAAGAGGAUGUGAAAGUGUGGGUGGAGGAAAAGAUGCUUGUGGUUAAAGCAGAAAAGGAAGCGAAGAAGAAAGAGAUGGUGGAAGAACAGGAAGAGGAAGAAGAAGAGGGAUGGUCUGCAAAGAGUUAUGGGAGGUAUAGCAGUAGGAUUGCUCUGCCGGAGAAUGUGCAGUUUGAGAAUAUCAAGGCUGAGGUUAAGGAUGGUGUUCUCUACAUCGCCAUUCCCAAAGCUACCACUUAUUCCAACAUCCUAGAUAUCCAAGUUCAAUGAUUCAUGUUUUUGUUUUUGUUUUCUUUUGCACAUUUCAUACAGAGAUUCUGGUUUCAACAACAGUUAAUUGUGUAGAUAUAUCUACGUUAGUUAUUCUAAUUUUGCCACUCUAUCCUCUCAAUA
Messenger RNA from Vigna unguiculata (cowpea), 1250 nucleotides. RefSeq names its product small heat shock protein, chloroplastic-like. Gene Ontology annotation, biological process: response to heat. The record is from RefSeq and is a predicted model, not a curated record. NCBI's taxonomy places the organism in Eukaryota, Viridiplantae, Streptophyta, Magnoliopsida, Fabales, Fabaceae.